AACAAAAACUUUCGUUUACUUGUGAUCCGGUGAUCCUUGCGAUAUUAGGUAUUUACUCGAAGUAUUUACUAAGUUGUUUUAUUCUAAUAAUCUGUAAUUUUUGUUAUGCUGCCUGUUUGAAAUGAGCUCUUCCGAGAUGCUAAUGCCGGACCAUUGUCGUUGCUGUUUGAUAAAAAACAACAGCAAUGUUUACUAUGUGUUUGGAAUGCUGGCCGAGUUCGAGAGCAAAAUUUGUGAUUUGAUAGCAAACUGCACAGGAAUUACGAUUACAGAGGAUGACCCGUUCCCGAAAAAUAUUUGUGCGAACUGCUUCAAUGAUUUGGUCAAGGCAACGCGGUACCGAAUUCGUUGCACCCGGUCACAGGGUAUCUUGCGCAAUAACCAAAUGUUUCAGGACUCGACGAGCGACAAUCGCUCGAAUGAUAAUAAACUAAAACCACUCAGUGGACCUGUUGAAGAAAUUAUUUUCGAACAGGUCUUAGAGACGCCGGGUGAACCAACUAAGGUUCAGUUGAGAACUUUCCCCUUACCAGCCGAAGCACCAUUAGGCAAUAGGAAAAAAGUAAAAAGAAAGUCGAAUUCUGCUGCUGCUAUUGAUCCGGAGCAGAUGCCAUUCGCCUGCCAGGAGUGCGGUAGAGGGUUUUCAUCGCGGGCUGCACUCGCUUCGCACAUGCGAGUGCAUCCGAAAGUAACCUGCGAUAUAUGCUGUGCUGAGUUUCAAGGUGAUGCUCAACUUGCCGCCCACCGAACUCUACACCCGGAGUCCCAAGAAGUCAACAACACAAAGGAAGUAAUCGAAGGUGACGCCAAUCCACCUCUCGACCGGAAGCAUCUAUGUAAAACCUGUGGGGAAAGCUUCACUUCAUUGGAACUACUAACUAACCACAAACGCAUCCAUACGAAAAAAGCGAUAAAGAAAUGUGAGCUUUGUGGUAAGAAGUUCAUCACACUACCUCGAUUCCUGCUGCACAUGCGUACUCACGCCGACGGCAAAGUCGAGCAAUGUAAAGGAUGUGGUAAAACAUUCCACUCUAAGGGAAAGCUUUCUCGUCACCAGUGCAGGCGAGCUGGUAAACUGCCUAAUCAGUGUCUCACCUGUAUGGAAGUAUUCCCAGACCAAAUUGGUCUAAGAAGACACCGAAGUAUACACGUCGUAGAUCGACCGUUUAAAUGCGAGUACUGUGGUAAGGCGUUUAUUAAAAAUUGCACUCUCAAGUUCCAUAUGCGCUAUCAUACCGGGGAAAAGGUAUACCCAUGCGAAAUUUGUGGCAAACGAUUCCUGCAUAUGCAUCGGCUUCAAAUGCAUAUUCAAGCGCAUAACGAUCCUAACAACACAGUCUUUAAGUGUACUCUUUGUGACAAAGAGUUCUCAAGACAAACGGAACUUAAUCGGCACACACGAUGGCACAACGGUGAACUACCGCACGAGUGCACUGCAUGUGGUAAAUUUUUCCGCGAGCACCGUCAGUUGGUGAAGCACGAACGCACUCACACCGGAGAAAAACCAUACCGGUGCGAUCUUUGCAAUAAAUCGUUCCACUGUUCAAAUAUCCUCAUCAAGCAUAGAGCCCGUCACGCCAAUCCAGUUAUAACACACGAGUGUGAAGUCUGCGGCAAUGUGUUCGCUAGGGCUAACUAUCUGGCAUUUCAUAUGGUAAAACAUACCAAGGGCAAGCAGCAAGGUACCACCAGCGAUAGCCAGCCUGUCGUUGAGAAGCAGCCAACUACUGGUCGGAAGGAUGUUUAUUACUUUUAGGUUGAGGUUUGAAUUUGAGUAGUAACACCUAAUAAUAAAUUUUGUAAAACAGUAUAGGAAAAAGGUUUUUCGAUAUAUGGCUCCUUUCCUAAAUUGAUAGUGUGAGGAUUCGAACGUUAAAUUCGUUGAAUUACUUCUCCGAAUACAGGGGUGGCAUUACGCAUCUCGAUUCGAUCAAAAUUCUAUCGACUCGACCUUGUUUCGCAUUAUGUAUUUCGAACCGAGCUCGAAAGUAAAUUUUCGUUCGAGUUCGCUCGAAGAAGUACUAGAUUAUCGAGAAGUGUUGGCAUUAUGGAACCAUAACAAUCGAACUCGAAAGCGACUCGAGUCGAACGUAUUUGCUCGAUAGUUUGAUUACUGUCGACUGUCGUUCGAGAUUAUGAUUUGUGUUUUUAUUUCGGAAUACUUAGAGAAUAUAAAAUUACCAAAAGGUGUAAAAAGCUCCCACGUACUUUGAGUUACUUUAUGUUAUAUCUAUUUUCACCAUCAGGAACAUACCUUUUUUGGAAGAA
Topomyia yanbarensis is the source of this 2268-nucleotide messenger RNA. Its product is annotated as zinc finger protein 664-like. Gene Ontology annotation, cellular component: nucleus. Lineage: Eukaryota; Metazoa; Arthropoda; Insecta; Diptera; Culicidae. Gene Ontology annotation, biological process: regulation of transcription by RNA polymerase II. The record is from RefSeq and is a predicted model, not a curated record. The transcript is spliced from 3 exons. Bases 122 to 1756 code for a protein of 544 amino acids. Gene Ontology annotation, molecular function: DNA-binding transcription factor activity, RNA polymerase II-specific; zinc ion binding; RNA polymerase II transcription regulatory region sequence-specific DNA binding.